This is a messenger RNA of Drosophila novamexicana, 648 nucleotides long. RefSeq lists its product as uncharacterized. The transcript has 2 exons. The record is from RefSeq and is a predicted model, not a curated record. The coding region runs from base 1 to 648 and encodes 215 amino acids. Lineage: Eukaryota; Metazoa; Arthropoda; Insecta; Diptera; Drosophilidae.
AUGUGUCUGAAAUUAUCUGUGCUCCUGCUGGGUCUCAGCAUCAACUAUACGUUGGCUCGCAGACUGCCGACAACCCUUAAAACAAGUGAGAAGAUUCAGAAGCUCCACAGCGAAAGCCUGGUUCUGGCUGAAGUACACCAGGACACGUCGACAAAAUGCUUCAGUUUCUACAAUCCGCAAUUGAACCUAAUAACGGUACAGUACGAAGUCGACUACGAUAGCUGCAUCAGCGCCUAUGAAACAUCAAACAAAAAUGUUGAAAAUUGCUAUAAGUCUGAGCGCGAGAGCAUAGAGAAUAGUGCCUUCCAGUCCUGUAGCGCUUUAUAUGCUUGCAAUCUGGCCUCGAAUGCCUACAAUGCGUUCGAGUGUGCCUCAAUUACGGCUGCUGACGAUGCCAAGAUCUUUUAUGCAAUUUCUGCCAACGCCACGGAUGCUGCUAUCAAGAGCAAGUCGGACUAUUCGCGAGUUGAUACUACCAGGAAUGUUUGCGUUAGCAAUGCGGAAAGGAACUAUGUCGAGAACACGUCUAGGGUCUAUGGCCUAUUAAAUAGUUGCCUAUUGGGCAACGAUAAUAUUCCAGUAACCCCUCCAUUAUCCACUGAGCCCACAACAACAGAGUUUACAACUCGGUCAGAAUAUGAUGAAUAG